Messenger RNA from Pyrgilauda ruficollis (rufous-necked snowfinch), 1766 nucleotides. RefSeq names its product alpha-L-fucosidase 2 (gene FUCA2). The transcript is spliced from 7 exons. Gene Ontology annotation, biological process: fucose metabolic process; glycoside catabolic process. Gene Ontology annotation, molecular function: alpha-L-fucosidase activity. The record is from RefSeq and is a predicted model, not a curated record. Gene Ontology annotation, cellular component: lysosome. NCBI's taxonomy places the organism in Eukaryota, Metazoa, Chordata, Aves, Passeriformes, Passeridae.
UCAGCCAACUACUUCAUUUUCUUAAAAUCCUUAAAAUCCAGAGGGCAGUUUGUGGUCGAGCAGCCAGAUGGAGCGGCUCCCAUGGGGAAGAGCCCCCGGGAGGCGGGCGGCGUGGGGGAGGAGCGAAGGGGCAGCGGUGCCGGCUGGGCGCCGCGGGGCCCGCCCUGCCCGUGUCCCGCUUCUUUUCCCUUCCCUUCCCCGGCCCGGCCCAGCCCAGCCCAGCCCGGCCCGUCCGGCCGAGCAGCGCCGUGAGCCCCGUCCCACAGAGCCCCGUCCGGCCCCGCCGCCGCCGCCGCCGCCAUGUCGGGCGCGGGCGGGCGCGCCGCGCUGGCGCUGCUGCUGCUGCUGGGGCUGCCCGGGCUGCCGCAGGCCCGGCCCCGCUACGAGCCCACCUGGGGCUCGCUGGACGCCCGGCCGCUGCCCGCCUGGUUUGACGAGGCGAAGUUCGGCGUCUUCAUCCACUGGGGCGUGUUCUCGGUGCCCAGCUUCGGCAGCGAGUGGUUCUGGUGGUACUGGCAGAAGGAAAAGAGAGAACCCUAUGUGAAAUUUAUGGACACAAAUUACCCACCUGGCUUCAGCUAUGAAGAUUUUGGUCCUCUGUUUACAGCAGAAUUCUUUGAUCCCAACCAGUGGGCAGAUAUUCUGAAGGCUUCAGGUGCAAAAUAUGUUGUCUUAACUUCAAAACAUCAUGAGGGCUUUACUUUGUGGGGGUCCAAAUAUUCUUGGAACUGGAAUGCUGUUGAUGUGGGACCAAAGCGAGAUCUUGUUGCUGAACUAGCAGCAUCUGUUAGAAACAGGACUGAUUUGCAUUUUGGGUUAUACCAUUCCCUGUUUGAAUGGUUCAAUCCUCUCUUCCUUGAGGAUGCCACCAAUGCCUUUAACACAAGCAAGUUUCCAACCAGCAAAUCAUUACCAGAACUCUAUGAAAUUGUGACCAAGUACCAGCCAGAAAUAAUUUGGUCUGAUGGGGAUGGAAAUGCUCCAGAUACUUACUGGAACAGCACUGGUUUCUUGGCUUGGCUGUAUAAUGACAGCCCGGUCCGGGACACGGUAGUGACCAAUGACCGCUGGGGAGCUGGCAGCAUCUGCGCCCACGGCGGCUUCUACACGUGCAGUGACCGCUACAACCCUGGGCACCUCCUGCCCCACAAGUGGGAGAACUGCAUGACCGUGGACCGCAGCUCCUGGGGCUACCGCAGGGACGCGCGCCUCCGGGACUACCUCCCCAUCGAGGACUUGGUGAAGCAACUUGCAGAAACAGUGUCUUGUGGAGGAAAUCUCCUGAUGAACAUCGGGCCCACCCACGACGGUCGCAUCGCUGUUGUGUUUGAGGAGCGCCUGAGGCAGGUGGGCUCUUGGCUGAAGGUCAAUGGAGAGGCCAUCUAUGGAACAAAACCAUGGAGAGCACAGAAUGACACUGUCACACCUGGAGUCUGGUACACUUUCACCCCUAAAGAAGGGAAAGUCAAUGCUAUCUUCCUUAACUGGCCAGUCUCUGGGAUUCUGGAACUUGGUGAGCCACGGGCUAAGCUUGGAGAAACACAGGUGAAGCUGGCUGGAUACAGGGAGCUGCUGAAAUGGGUUGCCCUGGGAGAAAAGGGAAUGGUUAUUGCUCUACCUCAAUUGACUCCUCAGCAAAUGCCAUGUCAGUGGGGCUGGACCUUACAACUGACUCAUGUAGACUGAGCCAUACUCUACUGAAGUCCUGGCUAGCAGGGAGUGGUAAUGCUUUGCUCUUUCCUAUCACUGGUUUUAAACUUGUUUGA